AUUUUGUAAAAUAAUUAGUAAAGUAUAUGGUUGGUGUUAGAGUGGAAUGGUAAUAAACUUAAGUCUAAUUUUGACUUUAUAUUCUUUGUUAUUUUGUCGGAUAUUUUUAAUUGUGCGCUCUGAGGAGAUUUUGGUCUCAGAGCCAAAUAUUGUGGACUAUAACGUUGAUUCUAUACCUUUAGAAUUUGUCCCUGGCACUGGUUACGUUGCUAAAGUUGAAGUUGGCGGUCAGCUGCUGAACCUUUUAAUAAAUUCAAACGUUUGCGGUAUAAUUUUAUUUGAAAACACCAACAGAAUCUGUUUUAAAGAUGAUAAAGGAACUUGUUACGACCCUUAUAAAUCAAAAACAGCAAGUUGGUGUAGUAAUACAGCAAUUUGUGUUCCUGGCAGAUUCAACUUCCAAUGUAAAGAGACCAAUUCUCCAACUCAAAUAAGGGAAUUGACGGCCACAAUUGUGAGAAUCAAUUCUGACAUUUUUAAGAUAUAUUCAAUCGAGGGUUUUGAGUCUAUAAAAAUCGCAGUUGACCGUAAAAAGGCUCCAUAUUCAUUUGAUAAAGUACCAGUUAAGCUUGCUCGCUCUUUAGACCGUUAUGAUCGCAAGAUUUUCACCAACGUUGACGGUAUUCUCGGCAUAUCAGGUUCUGAUAUGUGUUGUAGAAGUAAUCCUUGGGAGAUGGUAAUACGUGAUUAUCGCGGCUUUUUUGUAUUGGAUAUUAACCCCGUUCAAAAUAUUAGAUUUCCUAGCAAGCUAUUUCUGGGUACUGACAGGGUUCCUGAGGAGGACAUAAUUUGGUCUGAAAAGCGCCAAACUGGCGGGAUAUUCACUAAUUCACUCAUACAAUUCACCAUAUAUGAUCUUAAAAUGUGUAACACUUGUCUAUUUGGCCGGACCUCUUCCAAUUGGGAAGCCGUCAUUGAUCUUACAACACCGUAUUUGGUGUUACCAAAGAACUUUUGGAUGACGAUGAUGACAUAUUUACCCGUGGAUAAAUCAUGUUUUAAUGAGGGCUUGAGUCCUCGAUUGUGUAAACUAACUGAUGGGAAUCGACUAUUCCCAAUCAUUGAGUUUAAGCUCAGCGAGUCUUAUUAUUUGAAUUUUGAAAAGGUCCAAAAUCCUCCAAUCACAAUACCACUUGAAAAUCUUCUAUACGACGAUGGAACAAGUAAAACUAUACUCGUAAUACCUGAUGAAACCAAUGAACGACCCGCUUAUACCUUAAAUCCAACCAUUAAAUUCGGCUACAAAGUAUUGGAAUCGUUGAAUGUUGUGGUGGACACGGACGGGUACAGAGUUGGAUUUAUUAGCAAGAACCAGUUGGUCGGCUCGUUUUCAAAGUGUGCAGAGGUGCCGCAGUGCGUUGGAGAUCAGAUUUAUGAGCCUGCACUCAAUGUAUGCCUAAAUCCAAUCUGUAGUAUAUGGCUCAUGAAACGAUUAAAUCCAGAUAAAGGGAUUUGUGAAACAUCGUUUGUUGCUAAGGUCGUGAUAACAACACUCAUAUCAGCUUUGGUAAUAGCAGAACUAUAUUGUAACUUCGCUCGAAAACACAUUUUAAGAAUCACAUCAAGAUUGUGCAGAUAAUUCACUCAAUUUAUUAAACACACA
Molecule: messenger RNA, 1603 nt
Organism: Theileria parva strain Muguga
Lineage: Eukaryota; Apicomplexa; Aconoidasida; Piroplasmida; Theileriidae
Exons: 6
Coding region: 47-1579 (510 amino acids)
Source: RefSeq, a predicted model, not a curated record